Amaranthus tricolor (Joseph's coat) is the source of this 4422-nucleotide messenger RNA. RefSeq names its product triacylglycerol lipase SDP1-like. Gene Ontology annotation, biological process: lipid metabolic process. Lineage: Eukaryota; Viridiplantae; Streptophyta; Magnoliopsida; Caryophyllales; Amaranthaceae. The record is from RefSeq and is a predicted model, not a curated record. The coding region runs from base 1183 to 3687 and encodes 834 amino acids. Gene Ontology annotation, molecular function: triacylglycerol lipase activity. The transcript is spliced from 3 exons.
UGAGAAUUUGCAUAACUACUUUAAGUCUAGUAGAACCGUAGAAAUAUUAAGUAGUCCAACUUAGAAGUUAGAACCAUCUUUUGUUAGAUGAACAUGAACUUACUUGAUUUCUGAUUAAAAUUUUAAAAAUCGACCCUUGUCAGCUCUAGUUGUAAUGCCUUGUGGGACAUUUCAUGUUGACAUUUGGAAAUGCGGGGACAAGAAGUCAAGAACUCGAAAUCUUCUAUUAUCUCAAAAUUCAGAGUUUGUUUAUUCGUAAGAACAUCAUCUUCUUAUGAUCUUAUCCACGUGUAUCUGAUGUCAAAUUUAUUCACUCUAUCACCAAAUUCUUGGGAUCAAUUCAUCUUCCAGUAAUUUUAUUUUUUCCAGAAAAAACACCCAGAAUCACAAGAAUAAAACAAAGGAAAAGUCUUUUUGUGACUCAUCCGUCUAAUUUGCACAUCCAAAUCCAAAUCCAAAUACUUUAUGUAAAACUUGUAUUCUGACUGUGAUCUACAUCAGUAUUCUGUUGAAUAACUAGUACUAUGUUAUUUUAUUCAUUUUUUUCAAUGUUUUAAAACUUCUGUUUCUUGCUCAUAUUAAUUUAAUUGUUCAACCCUCUUCUUGUGUUAUUGUAAGUUUUUAACAUACCCAUUUUUUAUAUUUUUAUUCCUGUUCUUCAUUCCUAUCAAGAUUAGAUUUUACUUACCAUCAAAAACAAAAAGAUUAGAUUUUUCUUUCUUUCUUCCCUGUUCAUUUCCUGCAAAAAGCAGUAAUUCGUUAAUGGGGUCAUCCUUAUAGAAGGCAUUUUGUCCUGGGGUUUGGUCAAUUUUGGAGGUUGGCAAUUCUUUUCAUCAUGUGUUGGUUUCUUAUCUGAUUACUUCUGUUUAGUUUCAUUUGUUGGUAUAAACUUGCUUGUGAUUGUGUUGAUUAUUAGGAGAAUUCAUGAGCUGAUUUGAGUAAUAAGGAGAAUCAUGAGCUUAUUGUUGAUAGAAUGCGUAUACCUUUUGGUUUGUUUUCUGAUUAUUACUAGAGAUUGAUAAAAGAUUGAACCUUUUAUUGGAAGAAUUGGUAUUUUGAAACUUGGUUUAGAUUUGAUGUUGGCUGUUGCAGAGAUCAUAACAGUAGUAGUUUGUGUAUUGUUGGGUUUUUAGCAUAUUUUUGUGGAGAGACAAACUAAGUUAUUGGUGAUUUAUUUAAGUAAUGGAUAUAAGUAAUGAAGCCAUUGUUGAUUUAUUCUCCAUUGGACCGACCUCAAUUGUUGGUCGGACAAUCGCAUUCAGGAUACUAUUCUGUAGGUCCAUGUCUCAUUUUUGGCAUGAAAUGGUUCAUGCUUUGAUGGGGUUCAUGCAAGGAUUUCGAGGUUAUGUUGGCCCGGUUUUUUCGUGGUUUCAUCCUCGGAAUCCUCAGGGUAUAUUAGCAAUGGUAACAAUUAUUGCAUUUGUACUUAAGCGAUAUACAAAUGUUAAAAGGACAGCUGAGAUUGCUUAUAAGAGGAAAUUUUGGAGGAAUGUGAUGAGAACAGCACCUACUUAUGAGGAAUGGGCUCAUGCAGCAAAGAUGUUGGAGAAAGAAAGUCCAAAAAUAAAUGAAGCAGAAUUUUAUGACGAAGAACUUGUGAGAAAUAAGCUUCAAGAGUUGAGGCAACGUCGUCAGGAAGGGUCAUUGAGAGAUAUUAUCUUUUGUAUGAGGGCAGAUCUAAUUAGAAAUCUCGGUAAUAUGUGUAGCCCUGAGCUUCAUAAGGGAAGGCUUCAAGUUCCCAAACUUAUCAAGGAGUACAUUGAUGAAGUCACCACACAAUUGAGAAUGGUUUGUGAUUUUGAUUCGGAAGAACUCCCUUUGGAAGAGAAGCUUGCAUUCAUGCAUGAGACGAGACAUGCUUUUGGUAGAACAGCUUUGCUUUUAAGUGGUGGUGCAUCUCUUGGAUCCUUCCAUGUUGGUGUUGUGAAAACAUUGGUGGAUCAUAAACUUCUGCCUCGGAUAAUUGCUGGAUCUAGUGUAGGAUCUAUCAUGUGCUCCAUUGUUGCUACUAGGUCUUGGCCUGAGCUUCAAAGUUUCUUUGAGGAUUCUUGGCAUUCUUUAAAGUUUUUUGACCAAAUGGGGGGUAUUUUUACGAUUGUUAAGAGGGUUAUGACACAGGGAGCAGUUCAUGAGAUUCGGCAGCUGCAGAUGUUGUUGAGGAAUCUCACAAGUAAUAUGACUUUUCAAGAGGCCUAUGACAUGACUGGGAGAAUUCUUGGUAUAACUGUAUGCUCUCCUAGGAAACACGAGCCUCCUCGUUGCCUAAACUACUUGACCUCGCCUCAUGCUGUUAUAUGGAGUGCCGUGACAGCUUCUUGUGCCUUUCCUGGCCUUUUUGAGGCCCAGGAAUUGAUGGCCAAAGAUAGGACUGGUGAACUUGUGCCUUAUCAUCCCCCAUUCCAUCUUGGUCCUGAGGAAGGCACAACUCCUGCACGUAGGUGGAGAGAUGGUAGCUUGGAGAGUGAUCUACCCAUGAUGCAGUUAAAAGAGUUGUUCAAUGUUAAUCACUUUAUUGUAAGUCAAGCAAACCCUCAUAUUUCACCCUUGCUGAGGUUGAAAGGAUUUGUGAGAGCUUGUGGAGGCAACUUUGCUGCCAAGCUUGCUGAUUUGGCUGAGAUGGAAGUGAAGCACAGAUGCAACCAGAUAUUGGAACUAGGUUUUCCCAUGGGAGGGAUUGUCAAAUUGUUUGCUCAGGCUUGGGAGGGUGAUGUCACUAUAGUGAUGCCUGCCACUCUUGCUCAGUACUCAAAAAUUAUCCAAAACCCCUCAUAUGGAGAACUCCAGAAGGCCGCGAACCAAGGUAGAAGAUGUACAUGGGAGAAGCUUUCUGCUAUAAAAGCCAAUUGUGCUAUUGAGCUUGCUCUAGAUGAGUGUGCGGCAAUUCUUAGCCAUAUGCGUAGACUGAAGCGGAGUGCUCAGCGUGCUGCUGCUGCUUCUCAGACCCAGGCUCAAACUCUCUCCAACACUGGUGUUAGGUUCAGUGCUUCGAGAAGAAUACCUUCAUGGAACUGUAUUGCACGAGAGAACUCAACAGGGUCUCUUGAUGAAGAAGCACUCACUGAAGCAGCAUCCUUGCAGCAAGCUGCAAGUUCUGUAGUGAGUGGACCAUCUUCAAACCGUCAUCAUAGAACACUCCGGAACAAGCAUGAUGGCACUGAUAGUGAGCCUGAAACUAUUGAUCUGAACACUUGGACACGAUCUGGUGGACCCCUCAUGAGGACUGCAUCUGCUAAUAUGCUUAUCGACUUUAUUCAGGGUUUGGACAUGGAUGUUGAAGCAAAGCAAAGUUUGACAGAACAUCUUAAUUCUGUUGUAAUGCAAACAGUAAGCAGGGAAUCGAGGGGGGCAAUACCUGAUAGAAACUUCGAGAUUGCAGAGUCUGGAAGCCGAGGGAUAACUGGAUCUAGUAUUACUGUUUCUGAAGGAGAUUUUUUACAGACAGAGAGAGUCCAAAACGGCAUAGUAUUUAACGUCAUUAGAAAGGAAGAACUCCCAAUUUCAGGGCAGAGUAACGACUCUGAGAGCUUAACGAACAUGCCUAACCUUCCUGGUGAGUGUGUGCAGCUUGAAUUCCCUGAAAGAGAAACUGAUGCGAGCUCAGAAUCUGAACAUGAUGAUGAAAAGAACUCUAGCAAUGUUGAUUCUUAUUCUAUGUCAGAAGAACAAAAUGGGCAGACUGCUAAUUAGUACUGUCCAUUUAGGCUGAACUUGCCAUUCCAUCUUUCAUUCGUGUAAAUAUAAGAUUCAUCAAGAAAUAUCCUCCAACGAUCGCGACCUCAUUGUGAUGAUGUUAUUAGUCUGCCUUCUUUCCCACCCUGCCCAAACUCUAUGUUUUUGUUUUUCUUUGCAAGUUUGUGAAGAUAUUUGGGCUAACUGUGUACAAAUGACAAUGAAUAAACCCUCUUAGUUAUAUAUAUGUCCAUAUGCGUUAUCGCCUAAGCGGGCAUGUUCAUUUUAAUUUGUUUAUAUGAACUUAUGUUGCCUAUUUAAGCUUUUAUGAACAUAACUCUUGUUUUAAAAAUUUGAACUGAUCUUUUUUUGUUACUCUCCAAUUAAGGAUUGUGCUUGCUCCCCCGUUCCCUUCUUUUUUAGAGCUAAAGUGCAAACUACCAAGUCCAGACUCGAGUGAUCUCUAAGUCUUUCUCUCCGACUUGCAGUUGGUGUGUUUAAGGUGAAGAAACCAUCAACCAUCUACUCAACAUGUAUACGGCUUGGUUAAAGUUGAACCGAAUCUGACUUGAACCUGAAUCAACUGCUCCUAAAACGAAGCAGAAUUUGCAUAGUGAAGGCACACAUUAACCCAAAAUCCGGGUGAACAACAAUCGAUAAGAAAAUUCUAACUCCAUUUCAAAUUGUUACUCUCUGUUUCAUUGAAUUUGUUACAUUUAUAUUUCAAUGUAAGAGUUUUUUACAGUAAAUAUA